AUGUAUGAAAAAUAUCUACGAAACAUAGAACUGGAAGAAGUCGAAGCUCUUUAUCGUGAACAAAGUUCGCAUGUUGCUUGUGGAAUAAGAUGUCCACCACCACAGUACCCUAUUCGAUCAGCAGACAAACAUCACAUUGUGCGUAUCGGUGAUUUCAAACAACAUCCAAAUGAAUCCGAAACAAUGUCUAUCGAAUUAUCCGUUGAUGUUGAUAGAACAGCUCUCGAACUCAUAUCAUUAUUGGAAAAAGCAUCUCAAUGUCAAACUGAAUGGCGUCAAUCAUCAAUCAUAAAACAAAUGAUAACAAGAUAUUAUCGUUUUAUGCAACUGAAAGCCUCUUGUUCAAAUAAUAUUCUACUUAUCGCAACAUUAGAUAUUGAAAUAAUUUGA
Rotaria sp. Silwood2 is the source of this 390-nucleotide messenger RNA. Lineage: Eukaryota; Metazoa; Rotifera; Eurotatoria; Philodinida; Philodinidae. The record is from the annotation of a GenBank genome assembly.